This is a messenger RNA of Hibiscus syriacus, 597 nucleotides long. RefSeq lists its product as uncharacterized. The transcript is spliced from 4 exons. Lineage: Eukaryota; Viridiplantae; Streptophyta; Magnoliopsida; Malvales; Malvaceae. The record is from RefSeq and is a predicted model, not a curated record. The coding region runs from base 124 to 597 and encodes 157 amino acids.
ACCAUCCCCGACUAGCCGACUAAUGUUUAUGGAUCUAAAGAAGAUGAUACUUUCGCUUUAAAAACUCUCUCGGAAAUUCAGAUAACCCCGGAACAAAGUAGGGAAAUUCUUGCCUCUGAAAUCAUGAAAAGCUUGGGAGAUUUGUUGGAGCCUGAAUUGUCCGUUAUACGGGCGCAGCUGCUGAGCGAAUUCUCGCCCGACAAUGUGUGUCCACUUGGUGCUCAGUUGCCUAUGGAUGCUCAGCAUAGAGUAUAUAAAGCUGGAACAGGAGAGAAUAAGUCUAUUGAGGGAGCUUCAAUUUUGUCAAUAGAUGAUGAUGACGACGAAGAAGAGGACGAUACUUUUCUGGAACCAUUUGAAGGUCAAGUCAAGGAUAGUUCGGAGUUUUCUGGAGAAAUUCCAAGACUUGAGGGUGUCAAUCAACUCCUGGCAUCGUCGGAACUGGUCCUCGGGCAAAUCAACAGUACCGAUCCGUUCAAACAACUGAUCGACCCUCUUCCGAUGCCGUGUGCAACUGUGUACCAUAAUCAUUCCCCAUUCUUCUGUCUACCAGACUCGACUCCAUAUGAUAACUUUCUAAAUGCUGCUGGAUGUUGA